Malus domestica (apple) is the source of this 1601-nucleotide messenger RNA. Its product is annotated as binding partner of ACD11 1-like. Lineage: Eukaryota; Viridiplantae; Streptophyta; Magnoliopsida; Rosales; Rosaceae. Gene Ontology annotation, molecular function: RNA binding. The record is from RefSeq and is a predicted model, not a curated record.
AAGGUCAGUUACUAACAAUCACAUUCAGAGAAAUAGGGAUGUCUCGCAUUGAACGAGAUUAAAAUAAGAUCACGUGUAACUGUAUCCUAAAGAUCUUUAUGUCUUUGUAAGAUGUGCCUUGUCGAUAAUAUGAUCAAACACUCAUGCUCAAAAGUUUCUCCUAUUCACGGUAAUUACGAGCUAAAAAUAUACCCCAAAGCUGAAGGCUCAAUAUUAUGCGCUAAUAUUAGAUCUUCUUUUUUUAUAUACAAACGAUAUUGAAUAAAUAUUUAUAUACAAGCGAGCUGGAGCCCGCCGUAUUGGAGCGAGCUCCAACAGAAAACGAGUUGGCUACUCACCGCCCAAAAUCAACACCCCAAUCGUGAUUCCCAAACUUCCCGCUGAUAGCAAAAUCAAAACACCAUUAACAAAAAAAGAAAUUAACCCUAAAAAUAAAAAUAAGAGAAAAACAGGAACAAAAAUACUACAACAAAAAGAACGUGCAUUCCCUCUCGAUUCUCGAACAAAAAUAUACCCAAAUGUCGAUUCCGGCGGAACCUGCAAAUGAGGGGAUUGAAGCAGCUCCCCAGUCGACAGCUCCCACACCAAUCUCCACGAACAUAGCUCCAAAUGUGAAGUCAGUUAAAGUAAGCAACAUCGCGCAAGCCAUUUCUGACAAGGAUAUCAAGGAAUUCUUAUCAUUUUCCGGAGAUAUUCAACAUGUUGAAAUGCAACGGGAAACUGAAAAUACACAGCUUGCCUACGUUACCUUCAAGGAAGCACUAGGAGCAGAUACAGCUGUUCUUUUGUCGGGAGCCACCAUAGCUGAUCUUGCUGUCACCAUUACAACCGCCAAGGAUUACAAGCUGCCUCCUGAAGCUAUUCCGCUCCCAUCAAGCCCGGAGAAAAAGCCAGCUGCUGCUAAUUCUGCUGUAAAGAAGGCAGAAGAUGUGGCCAGCGCUAUGCUUGCCAAGGGAUACAUCUUAGGAAAGGAUGCGAUCAACAGGGCAAAAGAGUUUGACGAGAGGCAUAAGUUGACGUCAAAUGUCUCUGCCACAGUUGUUUCAAUUAACGAAAGGAUGGGGCUGAUGGAGAAGCUAGGUGCUGGAAGAGCUGCUGUCAGCGAAAAGGUGAGGGAGAUGGAUCAAAAGUUCAUGGUAUCCGAAAAGACAAAGUCUGCCUUUGCUGUUGCCGAGCAGAAGGCAAGCAGUGCGGGAUCUUCUAUCAUGAGCAACCCUUAUGUAUUGACCGGGGCCUCAUGGGUUUCUAACGCACUCAGCGCAGUUGCAAAGGUGGCUGAGGAUGUGGGCAUGAUGACCAAGGAGAAAGUGGAGAGGACCGAGGAGGAAAAAAUGGAGAUCAUGCACAGGCAGAGGACAGAGGUCAUCACUGACUUUGCACAAACCCAUCUCGAUGAAUCUUCUGCCCCGGAGCCUCCAGUUGCUCCAGUCAGUUCUCCUGAUGAUACAAAGCCCGUUGUUAAAUGACCGAUGUGCACAAAUGAAUCAUUUUUCGGUUUCUAUGUAUCAUAUGGUUUCAUACAAGGAUUCUAUACUGCAUAGUCGUAAAUAUGAUAAUUCUUCAAAAUUCCGCCUUUUAAUACGAAUUCAGGAAAUGGAAGA